This is a messenger RNA of Dalotia coriaria, 1996 nucleotides long. RefSeq names its product 2-hydroxyacyl-CoA lyase (gene Hacl). The transcript is spliced from 3 exons. Bases 179 to 1885 code for a protein of 568 amino acids. Gene Ontology annotation, molecular function: thiamine pyrophosphate binding; catalytic activity; magnesium ion binding. The record is from RefSeq and is a predicted model, not a curated record. Gene Ontology annotation, biological process: fatty acid alpha-oxidation. Gene Ontology annotation, cellular component: peroxisome. Lineage: Eukaryota; Metazoa; Arthropoda; Insecta; Coleoptera; Staphylinidae.
AUACUCAACGCGCGAGCGGGCAGUGACUGGCGUUAUUUCUAAUCGGGGGACGUAAACAAACUGGAGAUAAUCUGUUUUGUUCUUGACAAUCGCGCGAGUUAUCAUUACGCUCCUAUUAAUAUUCGACAGUGUCAGUGUGUGAAGUGAGCCGGAGUCGCGUACAGAAAAUCAAGCGAAAAUGGCUGAAGUUGAUGGAAAUUACGUGCUGGCUAAGGCCCUGAAGGACCAGGGAGUCGAAUAUGUUUUCGGCAUUGUGGGCUACCCUGUCAUUGAACUGGGUAUGACCUGCCAGCAGGUAGGCCUGCACUACAUCGGCAUGCGUAAUGAGCAAGCGGCUGCGUACGCCGCUCAGGCCAUCGGUUACCUCACUGGAAUGCCCGGUGUAUGCUUGACCGUUUCCGGCCCGGGUGUCCUCCACACCCUUGGUGGUAUGGCAAACGCGCAAAGCAACUGUUGGCCUAUGCUGGUUGUCGGUGGAGCGGUUAGUCAAGACCACGAGGCAAUCGGCGGAUUUCAGGAGUGCCCACAGGUGGAGGUAGCUCGUCCCUAUUGUAAAUACUCCGCGCGUCCACCCACGGUCCAACUUAUUCCUACUCACGUGGAAAAAGCGCUGCGGUUGUGUCGUUUCGGGCGUCCGGGAGCAGCGUAUUUGGAUCUUCCUGGUAAUAUUUUACAAUGCAAAGUGUUGGAGUCCAGUGUAUUGCAGAGAACUGCCACUGGUGGCGCACCAACACCCAAAUGUUUCCCUGAUGAAUCAAAAAUCGCCGAGGCGAUUAAUCUGUUGCGAAAUGCAAAGAGACCUUUGGUGAUUGUUGGUAAAGGUGCUGCAUAUGCAGGCGCUGAGAAUGAACUGCGUCAGUUCAUCACCAAAACCAAUUUGCCGUUUUUACCCACGCCGAUGGGCAAAGGUGUGGUACCAGAUGAUGAUCCACAUUGUAUCGCACCAGCUAGAACCUUGGCUUUACAAAAAGCCGAUGUUAUUCUGUUAUUGGGCGCACGCCUCAACUGGAUGUUGCAUUUUGGACGUCCGCCACGUUUUGACGCGGAUGUGAAAAUUAUUCAGGUGGAUUUAUCCCCCGAAGAGUUUCAUAAUUCCAUUGAGACCGCUGUUCCUAUCUUAGCAGAUCUCAAACCAGCGUCUGUUUCGCUCCUCAGAGCUGCAAACUUUUCAGUUGCCAACAACACUGAUUGGUGGACUCAACUACGCGGGAAAUGUGAAAGCAAUCGUAAGAGUGUGCUUGCUAUGAGUCGAGAUGACGCACCACCAUUGAAUUACUACGCGGUUUUCACGAAUUUACAAGCAUGCCUACCACCAAAUUGCAUUAUUGUCAGCGAGGGUGCCAACACCAUGGAUAUAGGUCGAACUAUCCUUAGCAAUCAACUACCGAAACAUCGUUUGGAUGCGGGUACCUUUGGUACCAUGGGUGUGGGAUUAGGUUUCGCUAUCGCCGCUGGUUUGUACUGCAGACACAAAGCAGCCGGGAAAAAGGUAAUCUGCGUUGAAGGUGACUCUGCUUUUGGAUUCUCCGGAAUGGAAAUCGAGACUAUCUACCGCUACAAGCUACCCAUUGUUGUGGUAGUGGUUAACAACUCCGGAAUUUACGGUGGGGUUGAUGAGGAUCUCUACGCGGAUAUUCGCGGGGAAGGAGACCCGACACAAACGUUGCCCGUCAACGUGUUGUCGACGUACACGCGCUACAACGAAUUGAUGCGAAUGUUCGGCGACCGCGGCUCGCAUUUGGUGAAGACCAUUCCGGAGCUCAAGGCCGCUGUUAAGGAAGCCUUGGCCGUCACCGAUGGCCCUUCAAUUAUCAACGUCAUUAUUAAUCCAACAGCCGAUAGGAAACCGCAGACGUUUUCGUGGCUGACGGAAUCCAAGCUAUAAACGCGUUUUUCUUUUUCUUCUUCUUUCUUUUCUUUCGUGUUUUUUACUUGUUUGCUUGCAUUAUUAACGAAGUCUGUGUUUUUAAUAAACGAUACUGUUGCAUACGCAUAA